AUGGGUCGCUCUCAGGAGCUCAAUGAAUUCAAGCGUGGUACCGUGAUAGGUUGCCACCUGUGCAAUAAGUCCAUCUGUGAAGAUUCCUUGCUACUAAAUAUUCCACGUUCAACUGUUAGUGGUAUUAUAACAAAGUGGAAGCAACUGGGAACAACAGCAAUUCAGACACAAACGCAUGCUGAAGCGCAGAAGUCGCCAACUGUCUGCAGGGUCAAUAGCUAAAGACCUCCAAACUUUGUGUGGCCCUCAGGUUAGCACAACAACAGUGCAGAGAGAGCUUCAUG
Messenger RNA from Staurois parvus, 284 nucleotides. Lineage: Eukaryota; Metazoa; Chordata; Amphibia; Anura; Ranidae. The record is from the annotation of a GenBank genome assembly.